AUGGGCAAAGAGGAGUGUAAAACUAUGCUGGACGCCUUGAAUAAAGUGACGGCGUGCUACCGGCACCUUGUCGUAGCUCUGGGCAGCACGUCGGACUCGCAGAACUUGCGCGAGGAGCUGAAGAGAACUCGCAAAAAGGCGCAGGAGCUGGCAGUGGCCAACCGGACUAAGCUGACCUCUUUGCUCAAAGACAAGAGCAUUAGCAAGGAGGACCGCGCAGAGUACGAGCGGCUAUGGGUGCUCUUCUCCAGCAGCAUGGAUCUCCUGGAGGUGGACAUGAAGCGCUCCCUGGAGAUAGGCCAGGAUUUCCCGCUCAAGGUGCCCACCAGGCACCUGAUCCAGACGGGCAUGACGGGCAGCACAAGCACGGUGGCGGCGCGAGCCAUGAGCGUGCAGAACAUGAAGUACGAGGCGGACAGCAACAUCGACACGGCCGACCUGCGGGACCUGCAGGCUGAGAUCGGCCAGGUGAGCCAGAUGAUGGAGGAGAUGGAGAUGAAGGUGCAGGUGGCGCCGUGGGCCGUGGAAGCCAAGCAGGAGGCGGGGGCCGAGCUCAAGUCCAACAUGAGCGUGGGAAAUUCCUCCGUGGGCGUCAUCUCCAUCUGCGAUGAGGAACCCAAGGACGAGGAGGGGGGAGGCGGCGGGGACAAGGGCUUCGCCUCCAUCUGCGCAGUCUUGGUCUUCUUUGUCAUCGUGACUGUGGCGGGUGUGCUGGGAUAUCUCGUCAUCAACAUGUCCUGA
Messenger RNA from Nerophis lumbriciformis (worm pipefish), 741 nucleotides. The record is from RefSeq and is a predicted model, not a curated record. Lineage: Eukaryota; Metazoa; Chordata; Actinopteri; Syngnathiformes; Syngnathidae.